Colletotrichum fioriniae is the source of this 828-nucleotide messenger RNA. RefSeq lists its product as uncharacterized. Lineage: Eukaryota; Fungi; Ascomycota; Sordariomycetes; Glomerellales; Glomerellaceae. Gene Ontology annotation, cellular component: extracellular region. The record is from RefSeq and is a predicted model, not a curated record.
AUGUCAAUCCAACAGACUUUCCCUCCCCCAGAACCCAAGUUUUAUAAGUAUCGCGGAGGAAGGGAGAAUCGCGACAAGGAUGGCCAAGCCAUGGUAAGGGUGGAGGAGCUGUUCACGUCCAUGUUCAGGUGCGAACAGUCGGGCAUCACAUACGCUGCGGGAUCCUGGGGUUAUACGGUCCUGCGCACCGCAUACUCAGAAGACUCCGACACACUCUGGCCGAUUGCGAUGGAGAAACUCAACCGAUGGGUUACCAAGUACUUCAUCCACGCUAACCGUCUCGUGACGAACAAGCCUGACGGCGAAGUGAACGAGGAACUUGCACGCCGGUUCCUUCUAGAGGUUGUGGAGGAUAAGGAAUCCGAGAAGCUCAAAUUUCCUGACCUUUCCACUGCCAGUCAAGAGACCAUCCAGACGCUCACGCAGGUAUUUGAGGAUUGGCGUCGCAGUGCGAUUGGUGAGAUCGGCUCGGGUCUAGGAGAUAGCCCAAGAUUCUGUGACUUUAUUGUCAUCGACGAGGCCUCCAUGCGAUCUCUCGCUGCCCUGCCCGACGACCUGCCAUCGACGGAACUCGUGCCUCGCGCAGAGAGAAGGGCCCGCAACCAGAUCUGGGCCGGUGUCUACGUUUGGCUCGUCGACUCCCGAGCAGUGCGGCGGUUCAGCGGCACGGAAGAUGACGAUAACUACGACGGCUGGAUGAGGCUCAGCCCACAUGACCUUGCGGAUGCGUGGUUCGAAAAGCUUGAGAGAUCUUCCAGCGAAGAGUGGACCUUCGAUCGCGUCGAUAUACCUGAAGGGUCUGGAGAGAAGUGGUACACUCAGCGGUAG